AUGUUGGCUUUGCUCUCACCAGCAAAGACCCUGGAUAUGAGCCCGUCGGCGACCACCACGAAGUCCACCCCCAGUGCACUGCUCUCCAAGCGCACCGAGGAGAUCCUGGCCUCGUUGAAGAAGAUGCCUGCCAAGGAGUUGAAGAAGAUGAUGAAGCUCAGUGAUGAGCUGGCCAAGCAGACUGCAGAGAGGUUUGCCAAGUUCAAGGCUCAGCCAAGCAAGGCUUCGUGCCUGGCCUUUGAUGGCCCCGCCUUUCGUGGCUUCGCGGCCAAGAGCUUCUCGAAGGCAGAUGAGAAGCAAGCACAGGCAAGUGUUCGCAUCUUGUGUGCACUCUAUGGGGUCUUGAAGCCUUACGAUCUGAUCAGGCCUCCUGGAGGGGGCCUCAUUCACUGGCGCGAAGCUCCACGCGCUUUGGAGGCCAUACCGCCUGGAGAUGACUUCGAAGCUUCGAGGAAAGACUAUGUACGAUGUUUGGGGUGA
Molecule: messenger RNA, 480 nt
Organism: Symbiodinium sp. CCMP2456
Lineage: Eukaryota; Dinophyceae; Suessiales; Symbiodiniaceae
Source: the annotation of a GenBank genome assembly